Molecule: messenger RNA, 880 nt
Organism: Anopheles funestus (African malaria mosquito)
Lineage: Eukaryota; Metazoa; Arthropoda; Insecta; Diptera; Culicidae
Product: glutathione S-transferase 1-like
Exons: 2
Coding region: 81-818 (245 amino acids)
Biological process (GO): glutathione metabolic process
Molecular function (GO): glutathione transferase activity
Source: RefSeq, a predicted model, not a curated record
UGGUUUAACAUCCGAUGCCCCAAACAUAACCCCCUUUAGUACGGGUGUGUCUCUUUAACGCAACGGUAGUCUGUCUCAAAAUGACCAAGCUAGUUCUGUACACGCUACACCUAAGCCCACCAUGCCGGGCCGUCGAACUGACAGCCAAAGCGUUGGGAUUGGAACUGGAACAGAAGAAUAUUAACCUUCUGGCUGGUGAUCAUUUGACGCCGGAGUUCAUGAAGGUAAGUUUUUUAGGGAUUAGAGAAUGUUUGUUUUUGAUCCAUCAUAUUCAACUUAACGUACGAUCAUUACAGUUAAACCCCCAACAUACAAUCCCGGUGCUGGAUGAUGAUGGUACGAUCAUUACCGAGAGUCAUGCGAUCAUGAUCUAUCUGGUGACGAAGUAUGGCAAAGAUGACACCCUGUACCCAAAAGAUCCAGUCCAGCAGGCUCGCGUAAAUGCUGCCCUACACUUUGAAUCUGGUGUACUGUUUGCACGAAUGCGUUUCAUUUUUGAGCGUAUUCUUUUCUACGGAAAAUCGGACAUUCCCGAAGAUCGAGUCGAGUAUGUGCAGAAAUCGUACCGCUUGCUGGAGGACACCCUAAAGGAUGACUUUGUUGCUGGGUCGAAAAUGACAAUUGCCGACUUUAGCUGCAUUUCUACCAUCUCUAGCAUUAUGGGCGUUGUUCCGCUGGAGCAAUCGGAGCAUCCACGUAUCUAUGAGUGGAUCGAUCGUUUGAAGCAGUUGCCAUACUACGAGGAAGCUAAUGGAGGCGGUGGAACUGACCUGGGCAAGUUUGUACUUGCCAAAAAGGAGGAAAAUGCUAAAGCUUGAAAUUAAUUCAAUUGGUUAAGCAAAAACGAAUUUUUGUUCAAUAAAAACUUCCUAUAACAAAA